CCAGAUCCCUCCCCGCCCCCACUCCUCUCCCCCGAUCCAGAUCCUCCGCCGCCGCCAACCUCUCCCCUCGCCUCCGCCGCCCACCUCCCCCCUCGCCGCCGGUCUGCAGCCGUCUGCACCCUCCCCUCCCCUCCACUCAUCACAAGACAAGAGAAGAAGAAAGGACGGCUCUCCCGAUGCCAGAUCCAAUCCUCCUCCCUCCCUCCUCGCCCCGGCUCCCUGCUCCCCUCCCCUUCCAGAUCGCCGCCACCGCCUCCCUCCUCCUCCCUCGCCCCGGCUCCCUGCUCCGCCUCGACGGGCCGGUGCACCGCCAUGACCGCAACGAGCCCAAUCCCAUCGCCGAAUCUCGGAACAUCGCCAUGGCUCCCUGCUCCGCGGCGGCCGAGGCGGCGCGGGACCUGCGGGACGCGGUGGCGGCCCUCGCCGUGCGCCGUGCCGCCGACGAGGACGCGCUGCGGCGCCGCGCCGUCGCGCUGGACGCCGACGUCCGCCGCCUACAGGGCUCCCUCGCCCCCCUCGACCCCGCCAUGCUUGACGAGUUAGUGCCUCCAAUGUGGUCGACGGCGAGUGCAUCGGGGAUUCGGGGUCGUCUUCAAGAAGGACAAGACCAGGGUCUCCAAUGGAUCAGGCAGUGCUCCACUGCUCCUCUUCUUCCUAACCAUUUCCUAUCUGCCUGCCGUCACAUGCAAUGGCUACUUGUCGCCUCUUUCUUAAUUAGUACACAUGGAUCUUAAACCAAUUGUAUCUGGAAUUCAGUUGUAAGAAAGUGUCUAAUCUGAAACAAGGCAUGGGUGGGAAUUCAUUUGGGCUAGAGUACACUGCAAUAUGUUUCUUGUAUGCUUUAGCCACUGUUAGAUUACAGUACUACUACUAGUCUAUAUAUGCAACUUGUCUACAGUAAAAUUAUUCGACUUGUUAAAACUGCCACACAUAGUACUGCUACUAGUCUAUAUAUGCAACCAGUACCUAUGUUUCUCAAUAUAAAGACGUUUUGGUAGUUUAAAUAAUGGAUGGAGUGAUAGUUACAGUAUGGUUGAAAAUCCACUCGGUUGUGGACUAAUAAGAGCCAGCAAUACAUAUACUCUAGUUGUCAUGUUGUGCUUGAUGUUCCAUAUUUUGUUGAUGCGCUGAUUGCUCGUCCCUCCUCCCCUCCCCUCCCCUCAUCUGCUUCUUCUUGAUUAGAUCUGAUCUGAUCCAUGCAGGGGGUUUGUGCAGGCCAUCACCAUGGUACGCCGAGGUGCUGCGGGUGUCAAGGAAGACGAUGGUUCGGUUUAGACAGUGAAGAGAGGAUAGCGUGCAGAGGGGGAGGACAUCGGUUCUAGCUGCUUAGAUUACUCGAGGCAUGAUUUGAUUCGGUACAAGGGGUUCGUCAUGCCAGGCUCCUCUUUUCUGCUGCUUCCAUGCAACGGUGGUGGCAGCUGUGUUGUUCGGCAUCGGCUACAAAAACAGCCAUGGGCGACCGAGGAAGGCAUGUUGUCUGUUUUCUUGAAGGCCGUUCUGUUUGUUCCCAGCCCUAACUACGGUUGUCCAGCUAGUUCGGCAUGUUGUUCAUAUCACUAUGGUAGUCCAACGAGUUUGGCAUGUUGUGAGUUUGGCAUGUUCAUGACGGGAGCAGGUGCCAGUUUGUGAUUGCUUGUAAAGCUUGUAAAUGUAAUCUCACGCUAAUCUUGCUACAGUAAUCUCACGCUAAUCUUGCCACGUCA
Molecule: messenger RNA, 1703 nt
Organism: Aegilops tauschii subsp. strangulata
Lineage: Eukaryota; Viridiplantae; Streptophyta; Magnoliopsida; Poales; Poaceae
Source: RefSeq, a predicted model, not a curated record